GUGAGUCUGGUUAAUGUAGCGAUCGAGCAAGCGUACAGAAAGAAACCAAACACGCAUACCACACGCUUGCCCGAACGACGCGGCCGUAGAAUAACUGCGUUCUUCGCUUUUCCCAGUUUAAAUAAUAUAUAGAUAAAUAGAGCGAGCAAUAGAUCAUUCUCCUUGUUAUCAGCGAACUUCUGUAUCCAACUUCCGGCACCGACUUCCCCAACGCUCAGAUGGAUCCCUACGACAAACAAGUGGUACUAAUCACUGGGUGUUCGGCCGGAGGCAUCGGCCACGCCCUUGCCCUCGCGUUCGCAGCCAACAACUGCCUGGUCGUGGCCACGAGCAGGUCCCGGGGUUCAAUGGCUGAUCUGGAGCAGGACCACAGGUUCUUCCUGCAAGAGCUUGAUGUUCUCUCCGACGCCAGCGUACAGCACGUGCUGUCCAGUGUUCUGGAGCGGUACGGUCGGAUAGAUGUUCUGGUGAACAACGCUGGAGUCCAGUGUGUGGCCCCCCUUGCCGAGAUCCCUCCCUCUGCUCUCCAAAACACUUUCAAUACCAAUGUGUUUGGUUCUAUGCGGUUGGUUCAAGCUGUUGCUCCUCACAUGGCAUCCAGGAAAAAGGGAAAGAUUGUAAAUGUGGGAAGCAUAACUGUUAUGGCUCCUGGACCAUGGUCUGGUGCUUAUACUGCAUCCAAAGCUGCUCUGCAUGCAAUCACCGAUACAUUGAGAUUGGAACUCAGACCAUUAGGGAUCGAUGUUAUCAAUGUUGUCCCAGGAGCUAUUACAUCCAACAUAGCAAAUUCUGCCCUAGCCACCUACAACCGGAUGCCUGAGUGGAAAUUAUACAAGCCUUUUGAAGCAGCCAUCCGAGAGAGAGCCUCUUAUUCACAAGGAUUGAGGUCAACCCCAACAGAGGAGUUUGCUAAGAAGACUGUGGCUGCUGUGCUGAAGAAGAAUCCACCGGCCUGGUUCUCCUAUGGCCAUCUCUCCACCAUCGCGGCAAUCAUGCACCAUCUGCCACUCUUUAUUAAAGAUUUUAUCAUAAAGAAAGCCGUGAAAUGUUGAGUUGUACCCUGUGUGCUUGUUUCCUCCUGUAUUCAUUCUGUUCAUAUGUAUGAUGUAUCUGUAGCCCCCAGCUUUUAAGAUUUUUCAUUCUUGACAAUUGAAAGAUUGUUUCGAAGAAAUAUCCAGGGCAAAGAAGGAAUGGAAUAAUAAUGUUGGUAAACCAUA
Molecule: messenger RNA, 1217 nt
Organism: Corylus avellana
Lineage: Eukaryota; Viridiplantae; Streptophyta; Magnoliopsida; Fagales; Betulaceae
Product: NAD(P)-binding Rossmann-fold superfamily protein
Cellular component (GO): endoplasmic reticulum
Molecular function (GO): oxidoreductase activity
Source: RefSeq, a predicted model, not a curated record